Messenger RNA from Gymnodraco acuticeps, 5715 nucleotides. RefSeq names its product focadhesin (gene focad). The record is from RefSeq and is a predicted model, not a curated record. Lineage: Eukaryota; Metazoa; Chordata; Actinopteri; Perciformes; Bathydraconidae. Gene Ontology annotation, biological process: regulation of post-transcriptional gene silencing.
CAGUCGCUCUCUGUCAGUUUUGGUCCUCCAGCCUCGCCGUAGUUGCAUGUCAGUUUGCGAGAGGCUGGAUCUGCAUGAAUGGGGUGCGACCCGCAGGUAUGAUGGAGGGUCUGAAGAUACGCUUUGAUUUCCCCAGCCCUGUCAUACAAGCCCAGACGGUGAGAACACUUGUUGCUGCUGUGCUGAAGGAGAAAGGUUCCAAUGGGCCGAUCACACAGUCCUCUCCUCAGGGUCCGGCUCUGGAGGCUCUGUGGCAGCAGUGCUGCAGUGACGGCUCUCUGGUGCGCUCCUCCUGCUGCGACGCCGUGGUCCUGCUGGUGGAGCAGCAGCAUGCAGAGCUGCAGCACGUCCUCCACAGCGUGCUCAACCUGCUGCCCUCCGCCAGAAAUGUCCAGGGGCUGAUGAAGGUGAUUGGCAGGCUGCUGCAGAUGCAGGCAGACCAGAGAGACGCAGAAAAACACUUCAGCUGUCCUUACUCCAUCAGGAACAACCCUCACCCAUACAUCACUGCUCUGGAGAACCGAGUGGACUGCUGGCCCGCUCUGCUGCUGGAGAUUGAUGACUUCAUCCAGCAGGCUGCUGAGAGGAAUGAACCCGCCUACGUCACCAUGCUGGCCCCCUUCCUGCGCUACCUGUACUGUGAGCCUCAGAGGCAGCCGCAGCACGCCCUGCUACGCCAUGGGCUCCUCAGGGUGCUGAUGCCCUCUCACCCAGCAGCCAGAUCACUCCUCCAGAACAAGGAGCAGGACCCGGUGUUUGAAAGCCUGCUGCACUGCCUCUGUCAGCUGGUGCCACACAUGCAGGUGGACAGUGUGGAGGCGGUGCUGGAGUUCUGUGGGUUCGUAGACGCCCUGCUGCAGGUUCUGGUCCCGGCCCCUGAGCAGUGGAGGUCAGAGAGGGUGGGGCUGACCCUCCAGCUGCUGUGUGCCUGCAGGUGCUGCCUCCGGCUGAAUGCAGACUGCAGACCUCUUCUCAACCUAUUACAGCAGCUCCUGCCGGCCUGCCAACAGGAGCUACCAUUGGACGAGCUGUUGAUGGGCGUGGCCCUUCUCCUGCUAGAAGUCCCAGCAACCCAGCAGACCAGCCUGCUUAAUCUGGCUCUGAGUCUGGUCCCUGAGCAUGGGGAGCUGGCCCCCUGGCUGAGUCCGGUCCUGGUUCUUCCGGUGCUGCAGCUGCUGUCCUGCUCGGGCCUCACCGAGGCGCUGGCUGACCAGCGGAGGCACAGACUCAACCAGGACUUGGCCCACAGCCUCCUCUGCAGAAUCAGCAGGGAGACGGAUAAACUCCCACAGCCCAGCCCACCACUGGCUCUUCCUCUCAGUUCCUGGUACAACGAGCUCAGCGUGGCUCUGUCCAUACUGCGUAGAGUGACGGAGGACCCGGCGGCGGCAGCUGAUUGGCUGCUGUCCGUCAGCUCGGCCCUGUCCUCCGGCCAGAGCCAGCUCUGCUCCCUCAGCCUCAUGGUGACCCACCUCCUCCUCACGGGGGGGGAAGACGUCUGCCAGCUGGCUCUGAAGGCCAUCCAGGCCCUCGCUGCUGCAGAGCCCUGCCAGGUCCCGUCUCUGCUUCCUGUUCUGUUGUACAAACUGGGGAAGGAAAAGAAUCCCGUCCUGGCUCAUGCUGUGCUCAACUGUCUGCCAAACCUCGGGACUCAUAAGCUCUGUGUCCCCAUGGUGCUGCAGACCCUUAACAAGCUGGCCAGCGCCCCCAAGCUGAGAGCCGUGGCAAUGCGCCUCCUGACCGCUCUGUGGAAGAAACAGGAUCGUGUCUACCCUGAUCUGCAGCGUCUGCUGGGCCAGCAGGGCGGCAGGGGGGGGGUGGGGAGGGACGUCCAGUGGGAGCAGAUCCUGUCCAGAGCGGCCUGCCUCCGAGACAUCUGCAGAGAGAGGCCUUACCAGCACGGAGGGGACAUGCUGGCUGCCAUCACGCUGACUCUGCAGCAGUGCACCAGACCAGACAUGGCAACCCCCGCUGCUCUCGCCCUACAAGGACUACAGGAGCUGUGCCGGGCAGAGGUGGUGGACAUCAUCUCGCUGUGGAGGACCCUCGGCCCCCAGCUGAGCUCAGACCCCCGUCCUCAGAUGGUCAGAGUGGUCUCUGAGCUCCUGGCUCUGGUUCCCCAGCUCAGCGUCAAGUCAGAGGAAUACCAGAAAUUGAAGGAGGAGGUGGUCAGCUUUCUCUGGAAUAAUGCUGUGAGCAAGGAUCCAGAGGUGGCCAGCUGUGGCUUCAGAGCUUUGGCAGAUUUUCCUGAAGAGGCCCACACAGUGAAUCUUCUCCCUGAAGCAGCCAGACCAGCUACAAAGGCCCCUGAAAAUGAGGAGGAUGAAGAGGUGAAGGAGGAAGAAGAGAAGGACCUCUCUAUUCCUGGUCCCUCCUAUGUGAAGCUGAUGGCUCUCACCCCUGGGUCUGUCCUGCCAGCCUUUGAGAUCUUCCUGACCUCGCUGGUGAAGCAGGAGAUGAGCCAGAUGCCUCGGGGGGUUUACUUCUCUGCCCUGAGGGGGGGCAACCUGCGGUCAGACCAGGGGAAAACAAUGGCCGGAGUUCCAUCUUUCAUGCUUAAAACCUAUGAGAAGAACAAGCAGCCUGGGCUGAAGCCCGGCCUGGCAGCCGGGCUGUUGCUAAGCUACGAGCUGCCGGUGCAGACGGACCGUGAGGGCAGAGCCAUGGAUCGCUUCCUGGUCAGCCGCAGCCGCAGCUACCAGCUGACCCUGGCAGCCCUGAUCCAUGAAGUGAACAUCCAGCCGUCUGAGUGGCACCGGGCCCUCCUGCUGCCCCAGGCCUGGAGGGGCUUCAUGAGCCGGGCCUUCCACGCCGCCCUGCAGGGUCGACGUGCUGAUUUGGGGAUGCAGCAGAAGCAAGGCAAAGAAGACCCCCAGGAGAUCCAGUACAAACAGCACUGUGCCUGGCUGUGGGCCAGAGAUCAGCUGACAGACGUCAUCAAAACUGCUACAAAGGACAGUCCGGUGGUUCAGGGAAACUCCAUCCUGGCUCUGAGCGGCCUGGCUUCAGUGCUGGCUAAAUAUGAGAGCAACCUUCCUGCUGACAGUGAAGGCAGCCUCAGGGCGGGGCCAGAGUUCGUGCCCACUGCCUCCUGGUUGGCCAUGGUGCUGAACACUCUGCUCAGCAUCAGCAGCUACCGGCCCUCAGGACAGGUGUUCCCAUGGUUCCUGCACCGCUCCUACUCGGGGGAGAACACGGCGAGCGCAAUCGCCCGCUCCUGUGCCAGCCUGGCCCUGUCCCUGCUGGUCCCGGUGCUGGUGGUGUGGCAGAGGGAGGGGCUGCUCCAGGUCCUGUCAGCGCUGCAGGCCGGGCUGCCGGGCUCCAGCUCCGCAGAGGACUCCCAGGCCCUGCAGUUCCACUCCGGCCUGGCGCUGGGCAUGGUGCUGUCCAGCCUGCACCAGCAGCGCCUCAGUGAUGUCUCGGUCCAGAAGGACACUGAUGUCCUCCGCAGCGCUCUGGACGCUCUGGAGGGCAGCGCCUUCAACCCCGACCUGGAGUACAACACGGGCUGUGUGCUGGGCCUGGGUCUGGUGCUGGCCUCUAUCUGCAGCAGUGGACUGACGGAGCAACAAGUCCACGUGUCCCAGACCCUGGACAGACUGCUGUCCACCCUGCAGGACAGCAGCGGGCAGGGGCGCAUGCUGCAGGAGGUAUUGGCGUACUCUGUGGCGUGUGUGUGUGUGUCGGCCUUCAGUGCAGACAUCAUAGACGCUGCCAAGGCUGAGGAGGUCAUGACCUCUCUGCGCACCCUGACCGAGGAGAGCCAGCAGACCCCAGGCUUCUCCCUGGCUCUGGGGCUGGUGGUGCACGGCCUGUCCAUGUCCGGCCACGGGAAGGCCGAGGACAUCCAGCCCCGCCUGCUGGCUGCCUGGGUGAAGAUUCUCCUGGCAGAGGGCUGUCCCACAAUGCAGCGGCUGGCUGCCGUCAACGGCCUGGUGGCGCUGGUGGGGUCUGAGAGCUACCUCUUCCAGCAAACCGGUGAGCUGGAGCUGUCCUCUCCGCAGCAGAGCCGCCUGAACCAGGUGAUCCGAGCCGUCACACAGAUCAUCACCUUCUCUGGAGCCAUCGGCCUGCAGUCCAACAGCGCCUGUCUGCUGGGACACCUGCAGCUGGCCCACAUGUCCACCAGUCACAGCCACACAGCAGUUCCUCAGGACUUCAGUUACCUCUCAGAGAAAAGUCUCCUCAGAUCCAUCAUUGACUUCAUCACAGAGGCAGGAAGAAAAGGUCCAGAGUUUUCCCCUCCAUCUCUGGUGAAGACGGCUCUGACCCCGUUGGCCUCCGUUGGAUCCAGUUUCCAGUACCCCCCCAUCAACUGGAGCGCCGUGCUGUCCCCUCUGAUGAGACUCAGCUUCGGAGAGGACGUGCAGCACCAGUGUCUGUGCCUCGCAUCCUGUCAGGCUCAGACUUCCCAGAGUGCAUCUCUCUUCCUGGGCUCCUGGCUGGCCCCACCUCUUGUGCACAGCCUCAGUCUCCUGACCCGGGCCCACCUGUAUGAGGGUCUGGGUCUGUGGAUGAAGCAUGUGGCUGAGGACAAGCUGCAGGUCCACACAGAGAGUCUGGGUCUGCAGCAGUUCCAGGACGACCUCCGACCCCAGCGCCUGGCCCUGUGCCGCUCCCUGCUGCAGGGCCUGGCUCAGGCCAUGGCCCUCCCCAACCCCCCCAACAGCUGCUGGACCCUCCUCUGCUCCACCACGGAGAAGAUCUUCUCCCUGCUGCCCAACCACAUCCAGGAUCAUGAAGUGGAUUUGUAUGUGGGAAUCGCCAAAUGUCUGUCUGAGAUGUCUGAUGCAGAGAUCGACCGGAUCACGAAAGUAACCGAGGCUCAGAUGGAGAAGACCUGCUUCGUGCUGGCCUACCUGACCUCCCAGGGCAGAGUCCCCCUGCUGGGGCUCAAUGACGUCAUCGCGGGGGUGCUCCAGGGCUGGCCCCAGCGCAGAGUCGGCUGGCUCCUUCUGCAGACCUUCUACCAGUGUCGCCUAGCAACCAACCCUAACACAGGCGUUUCCAAACGAAUGGAGUGGCUUCUGGAGCUGAUGGGACACAUCCGAAAUGUUGCCUACGGUGCAACCCCCGUCACAUGUGGAGACACGAAACAGGCCACACAUUUCCUGUUCCAGGUGUUUGCUGCAGCUGUGGUUUCCUGGGGGGACCACUCCAUGCCCCUCCUCUUUGGCAUUAGGGCCCAGUGGUUCCCGUGGCAACCCGGCUCCAAGCCCCAAACCCUACAACACUGUCUGUACGGUGAGGAGUCCUCCACUGACAACGCCCUGGCCGCAGUGCAUGCUGGGAUGCCCCACAGCCUGGCUCUGCUUCUGAACAAAGCCUGGAGCAGCCAGACACACAAGUUCAUAGACUGGCUUUUCAGCAUCACAGAAGGUCCUGGACAGAGUCUGUCGGCCACAACCAUCAGCUCAGCCAAAGCCGCCCUGCUGGCCCUCAAGUCCUCUGCCGAGUUUAAGAAGAAAGCCGUGUGGACCAGAGCGUACGGGUGGUAGCCCAGAGGAGCCAUGACAGACUGUUACCGUGGCUACGCUUACAGGUGUUCUUCACAAAUAAAUGGCUGCAGUAUUAAUAAGCUCGGAUGGCUGGACAUGUGUGAGGCUCUCUGCAUCAACAUGGAGAAAGUGAAGCUCCACUUCAUCUCAUUCAGCCACAUCAGAGGAAUGUGCUCCAAAACAAUAUAUUCCAAUAAAAAGAUCUUCAAACACACAA